Morus notabilis is the source of this 1402-nucleotide messenger RNA. Its product is annotated as purple acid phosphatase 22. The transcript has 5 exons. The record is from RefSeq and is a predicted model, not a curated record. The coding region runs from base 65 to 1402 and encodes 445 amino acids. Lineage: Eukaryota; Viridiplantae; Streptophyta; Magnoliopsida; Rosales; Moraceae. Gene Ontology annotation, molecular function: metal ion binding; acid phosphatase activity.
CCCUAUGCAGCUCUCAAAUCACCAACAUUAGGAGAGAAAAAAACAAAAAAAAAACAAAACAAAAAUGUGCCAAAGUAGUGUUGCUUUCUCAACCCUCCUUACCAUUUUCUUCCUCUUAUUUCCUCUAAUCAUACAAGCAAAACAUGAAAAUUUUGCCCGUCUUCCACCGGGAAAACUUGUGUUUCCUCCCCACACCCGAUCCGAAUCCGAGCCUCAACAGGUACACAUUUCACUCGUGGGAAAAGACGGCAUGAGAGUUUCAUGGGUUACGGAACACAAACACACAAAAUCAACCGUGGAAUACGGGACAACGCCGGGGAAAUACAAUGCCGCCGCCACCGGAGAACAUGCGUCGUACCAAUACUUCUUCUAUAAAUCCGGCACGAUCCACCACGUUACUAUAGGGCCGUUGGAGCCCGGCACCACCUACUAUUACCGGUGUGGAGGUUCGGGUCCCGAGUUCAGCUUCCGAACGCCUCCCUCGUCGUUUCCCGUCGAAUUUGUGGUGGUUGGAGACCUUGGGCAAACCGAAUGGACCAAAUCAACCCUAAAACACGUCGAGAGCAAGGACUACGACAUUUUCCUACUCCCCGGCGACCUAUCAUACGCCGACACCCACCAGCCAUUGUGGGACUCCUUCGGCCGCCUCGUGGAGCCCUACGCUAGCCGGCGGCCGUGGAUGGUCACCGAGGGAAACCACGAGGUGGAGCCCAUCCCCGUCAUCGCCUCCGACGGCUUCAGGGCCUACAACGCCCGGUGGCGGAUGCCCUACGAGCAAAGCAACUCGACCUCAAACUUGUACUACUCGUUUGAGGUCGCGGGUGCUCAUGUGGUAAUGCUCGGUUCAUACACAGAUUUCCACUUCCAAUCCGAUCAGCACAAGUGGCUCAAGGCCGACUUGAUGGGCGUCGACCGGAGGAGGACGCCGUGGGUGUUCGUGUUGGUCCACGCGCCGUGGUACAACACGAACGAGGCGCACCAAGGGGAAGGGGAGAGCAUGAGGCAGGCCAUGGAGGAGUUGGUGUAUGAGGCCAAGGUUGAUGCGGUUUUCGCAGGGCAUGUUCAUGCAUAUGAGCGUUUUACUAGGAUCUACAACAAAAAGGCUGACCCUUGUGGUCCGGUUUACGUGACUAUUGGUGACGGAGGGAACAGAGAGGGACUUGCAUUAGCGUUCCAAGAUCCACCUUCUCCAUUAUCAUUGUUCAGAGAGCCAAGCUUCGGACAUGGACGGCUGAGAGUGGUGAACGAGACACAUGCACAUUGGUCAUGGCACCGCAACAAUGACUCGGACGCAGUGGAGGCAGAUCAACUGUGGUUAGAAAGUUUAAUUAGUGCCAAUAGAAAAUGUUGGGAAAUUAUAAGUUCCAAACCAUCAUCAUCCGAUGUCAAUGAUGAUCUAUAG